Messenger RNA from Caenorhabditis angaria, 8375 nucleotides. NCBI's taxonomy places the organism in Eukaryota, Metazoa, Nematoda, Chromadorea, Rhabditida, Rhabditidae. The record is from the annotation of a GenBank genome assembly.
AUGGAUGAAGAAGAAACUAUUUGUGACAAAGAAGCAUGCCAGAAUGUGAAGAAAAAUCUAGCGUUGGUUAUAGAAAGGCAGAAGAGUUUCACAGCAUCUCAGGAAUCGAUUGAAAAAUUGCAAAGCGAAAAUAAGGGUUUUGGUGUAUAAGUUGCAAGAUUUGGAAAGAAAUACAAUGCGCUAUCAUGAUCAAUGUGCAAAUGCCGUAAAUGCAAAAGAGACUGCGGAAGCCGAAUUGCUCAGAUUACAAAAGGAUUGCGAAUUUUAUAAAAAUCGAAAUGAAGAGUUAUCAGAGAAAGCAGCAAGUUCAGAAAUACAUUUGAAAAAUGCGAAUGAAUGGCGAAAUAAACACGAUGAGAUGGGCGGUCUUGCUGAAAAACUCGAACAAACAAUUGAUGAAGUUAAUUCGAAAUACGUGAAAAGUGUUUCUUUACUCGAUCAAUAUGAAAAGAAAUUCACAUCUCUUCGAGCAAAAUUGGAAUUAGACAAAGCGAAAAAUGAUCCAAUCAUUAAUCGACAAAAAAUCCUUAAUAGAUAUCUAAAUAAGGCAAUCACUCUAAUCGAUUUGCUUUCAAGAAAUAUGCCAACAAAUAACACAGCAAAAGCCACAAAGGAUUUAAUCAACUUAUUUCGUCGGGAUGAUGUUAGAGUUCAAUUUAAUGCUGAACCUUAUAGAAAAGAUGCAGAAUCGAUUGUUUUAGUGGAAAAAGAGCCAAAUAGUCGGAAAAAUAAAGAUCAUGAAGAUUUAGGACUACAUUUAAGUGAUGAUGAAGAAGAAGAAUCCAUCGAUGAAACUUCAGAAACCCUAGAAGCUCUCCUGAAAUCUCCAGAAAUCAAAAAACGCGAGCCACAGAUGAAAUAUGACAAAACACCCAUCAAAGAUCACAAAGUUUGGCCAAAACGCAUCAGAAAACCUAAUCCUAGUAAGAAUAUUUCAUUUUUUUUUCAAAUUAAAAUUUAAUUUAGAAAUCGCAGAUUUGGCAGAUCGUGGAGUCUUGGAUGCUCGAACUGUGCACAGCAGAUCUAUUCCAGCACCGUAUGCUUAUGAUGCGAUCAAUGAUGCGGCAAAACAGAGAAGUAAGCGAUUUUUGAGGCUUAAAUUGGGGAAAUGGGGAUUGUGUGCUAAAAACCUUCAAGAAAAAUUAGACUUUAGCUAAUUUUAAGCCACGUUUUUCAGCCUAAAUUGAUUUUUUUUCCAGCAAAAUCCCUAUUGCAUCGAUCAUCUGGAAACUCAUCUGAAGCCGGUCCAAGCAAUCCUUCUGGUCCAAAUCCGGAACCUGUUGCUGCUGCAACGUAAGUUUUUUUCAAUCCGAAAAUCCCAACGAAACUUUACAAUUUUCAGCACAAUUCACGGUCGAAAAGGAAAAACGGUUCGAGAACAGCAAGCGGAAAAUAUGCAAAAAAUGUCGAUCAAAGAAAAAGUGGCGAAAAUGCGAGAAGAACAGAAUUUGGCGGGAAAUUCGAAGAAAAUUGGAGAGAUUGAGGUGAUUCUUUGGGAAGUUUUGUCUUAGAGCCUUGAAUUUUCAGCUUAAAAAUUUGGCUUGUCUUAGCCCAAAAAAUCUAAAAUUUUGCAGCCUCUUCGACCUGUCAGUUUAUGCCUUUCGGAAUCCAGCGAUAUUCCCGAUGAUAUUUCGAUGUCAACAUCGGAAAGAGUCAAAUUGAGAAGAAGAACUUGUUCUUCUCGAAAAUCCGAAGAUCCGGAAAUUCUGGCAACGGUGAGAUUUUGUGCUGAAAAUCAGGGAAAAACAAUUCGCACUGUUUUAUCAGAAAAUCAAUAAAUCUAUAUUUUCCAGCCAACACCAAAACAACCAGCGCCAAUCCGAAGAUCGACUAGAAAUUCUGAAAUUUCAGCUGAAAAUGAGAAUCGAGAAGAAGCUGGAAGUUCGAAAAUUGAUGAGGUAAAUUUGAAGCUGAAAUUUCGCGAUUUUCAAGAAAAAUCAUCAGAAAUUGUUGAAAUAAUCUUUUUUUUGUCUAAAAAUUGAUAGUUGUAGGCUGGUCAAUUUUCAUGAUUUCUGAAUCAUUUUUGACCCGAAAAACAUCAAUUUAUGCUAAAUUAUCAUGAAAUGAUUACUGUUUUGACCAUUUUUCAAUCUAAAAACCUAUUUUCAGCCCGAAGCAAUUGUUGAAAGAAGAGGACGUGGAAGACCGGCCAAAAAGGAAAAUUGAAAAGGAGGUAUUUAGGAACAUUUUAUGCCGAAAAGCCUGAAUUUAUACCUGAAAUUAGUUGAAUAUUAAAUAAAAAAGAUAGAUCUUUACCUGAAAAUCAUAAAAAUCUCUAAUUUUCAGACUCCUCAAGCUGGAAGAGCUAGGAGUCGUUCAGUUUCGAGUAGAAAAUCAAUUGAUAAAAAUGUGGAAGAAGAAAAAGGAAGAGGAAGAGGAAGACCACCAAAUAGAAAUAGUCAAAUAGGUUUUGGGGUGAAUUUUUAGUGUUUUAAAGCUAUAAGCAUGUUAAUUCUCCUAUUUUUAGCAUCUUCCAACACCAAAAACAUCAGCUGAACCUCCGACUCCGAAAAUCACUGGAAGCACUAAGAAAGAGGUAUGUUUAGACCUAUUUUUACCUUAAAAUCUGAAAUUUUCAGAUAAUUCAAAAACCAAAGCAACAACAUGUUCCAAUUCGAAGAUCAACUAGAAACUCAGAAAUUGUCGCUGAAAAUCGAGAAGAACCAGGAAGUUUGGAUAUUGAUGAGGUAAUGUUGGUUGGAGAUUAAAUUUUUCAGUCUGGAAAUCAUAUGAAAAUCUCAUUUCACGCUAAAAAUCGAUAAUUUCAGCUUCUUCCAACACCAAAACAACCAGCUCCAGUAAGAAGAUCUACAAGAAAUUCUGAAAUUCCUGCUGAAAAUCGAGGAAGUUUGGAAAUUAAUGAGGUAAUUGUGAAGCUGAAAUUUUCAUUUUCACAUUGAAAUUCUUUUUGUUCUACUUUGAAUACUGUAAUUUUGCAGCCAACUCCAAUUCCAACACAAAAACAACCAGCUCCAGUCAGAAGUUCUACCAGAAAUUCUGAGGUAAUUUUAUUCUUAAAUGAAAUCAUCUGAAAAUCCCAUUUUUAUUUAAUGCUAAAACUGUAAUUUUCAGCCUUCACCAUCACCAAAAGCACCAGCUUCAAUUCGAAGAUCAUCCAGAAAUUCUGAAAUUCCUGCUGGACUUCGAGAAGACGCUGAAAGUUUGGAUAUUGAUGAGGUAAUUUUUAGACCAAUUUAUAGCUGCCAAUCAUAGAAAAUAUUUUCAGACCAAUUUUCAAAUAGAAAUCUUGAUUUUUGACCUAGAAAUCAUCUGAAAUUCCUUUUUUUCACCCUAAAAAACUCGUAUUUUCAGCUUCUUCCAACACCAAAGCAAUCAGUUCCAGUAAGAAGAUCUACAAGAAGUUCUGAAGCUGUAUAUGGAAGUCGAGAUGACGCUGGAAAUUUGGAAAUUGAGGAGGUAAAUUUGGUUCAUAAUUUUCAUUUUUCAUUCUGGAAAUAAUCCCUAAAAAUUUGAAAUUUCAGCCAAUUCCAACACCAAAACAAUCAGCUGCAGUUCGAAAGUUCACCAGAAUAUCUUGAAAGUUCCUGCCUGAAAAUCGAGAAGAAGCUGGAAGUUCGAAAGUUGAGGUAAUUUUGUAAAUAAAAUUUCUGAAUUCGUGUUUUUCAGACAAAUUUCCCUACUAAAAAUCAUGACUAAAUUUCAAAAAUAUUCUAAUAUUUUCCCCGUUUUUGAUACUUUUCAAAAUUUUAAUAAGAUUCUAACGAGAACCAAAAUUUCAGUAUUCCAAUGGUUGAUGAAAUUCUAAAUAUUUUCUAAUUUUCCAAAAUUCCCCAUUUUUUCCAGAAAAAAAUGCCAACACAUCGUGCAAUUCCAGUCAGACCUAAAGCUGUUUUAGUGAGUUUUUCCCCAAUUUUGUUUUCAGCCCGAAAAAAUCUCAUUUUUUUCAGCCAGCUUCUCUUGAUUGUGGUCCGCCAACAAGAGUUCGAGGAUUUUCGACAAUGCCAGCACCGAAAAGACAAAGAAAAUCUGAAAAAUCUGUAGAUCAGGUGGGUUUUUGAGCUAGAAACCAUAAUUUUAACACAAAAUCACAUAAUUUCAGCCUGAAAAUCUUGAAAAACCUGCUGAAAAUCGAGAAGAGAAUGAGGAAGAAGACACUGGAAAUUUACAAAUUGAUGAGGUAAUUUUUGAGAUGAAAAUCCCUGAAAAAUCGAUAUUUUUUAGCCACUUCCAUCAAUUUCGCCUCCCAAAAAACUAUUAUCUGAAAAUCUGGAACUUGCUGAAAAUCCAGAUCAAACUACAUUCAAAAGACCAUCACCCAGAAAACAACACAAGCCAAAAUCAAACCUGUCAAAUAUAACUGUACAAGAAAAAGUUAAGGUAAAUUUUAAAUUUCAAGUUUCUUCUGACAUUCGAAUUUUCAGCCAAAACCUGUACAAUCAAGUAAAAUGCCGACUGAAAAUGUUGAGGUAAGAUUUGUAGGCGCUGACCCUUGAAAAUUGAAUCUCAUAGGCGCGGCUACUUGAGAUCUAAGAUAUCUAGGCGCGCCUUCUUGACAUAGAAUUUCAAGGCGUCACUCGUUGUCCGACUGAAUUUUCAAUCUCUAACCCCAGGUAUUUUGCAGAUCUCUGAAAAUCUGCCAAGCACAUCAUCAUGUUCUGUAAUUUCAUUAUCGACUGAAAUUUCUUUCUCUGAUAAUUUUUUGGAGGAAAGUGAGGACAGUGAUAGAUCAUUGAGAGUUGAAGAGGAAAUUGUCGAAAAAUCGCCGAAAAAAAUGGACAAAGUUGCGGUAAUUAAGAAGGUAAGAUUUCAGAUUUUGAGAAAAAUUGGAUUUCUAGCCCAAAACAUCAUAGAAGGAUAUCCAGAAGUCACUGAAAUACAAAAAAAAAAUGAAUUUUUGACAAAAAUUCAAGAUCAUAAAAAUAACAUUUGUAUUUCUAGGCCACCAAAAAGUCUUCCAUGUUAUUUUUCUUUUUCCAGAAAUCAUCAAAAAUCGAAGAUCUCGGAUUAGAUGUCAGUGAUAGCGAAGAAGAACCAGAAUCAGAACAACCACAAGCUCCGCCCACAAUUUCCACCAAAAAACCGGAGCCAAAAAGAACUGCAAUUCUAAUCGAUAUUCCACUGAAAAAACCGGGAAGAGGAAUAAAAAGAGCCGCGGAGCUGGAAUUGGCUGAAAAUACGAAAAAAUUAAGGAAAAAUCAGCGAGAAAACGGGAAAAAUCACUUGAGAUUGGCAUUUGAUUUGAAAUUACCUGUUGAACAAUUGCCACAAGUUUUGGAGGAAAAAGGUGUGAAAUUGGAAAAUGGAUGUAUUUUAAUGGAAAUCGAGGAAGCUGUUGAUGUUAUGAUUGAAUAUUUGAAAAAGAGCCAACACGCGGAAAUGUGGGGAUUAUUAUUGAAACAAAAAAGAGAGCAAAAGACGGAAGAAUUGUUAAAUAAAGAAGAAGAAAUGUUUUUGAAUGUGGCUGCGACUUUUAUCAGAGAGGAUGGUAGAUUGCUUUGUGAGUGAAUUUUUAAGAAGGAGAGGGAGGGAAUUUGGAGCAUUUUGGAGCUCAAGAACGGAGUUUUUUGGAGAACUUUGAGAAUAUCUGGGGUGCGCAGUAGGAUCUACGUAGAAUUUGGAACAUUUUGACACCAAACAUGCUUGGGAUGUUUUUGACGCAUGAAAAUUUAGGAAUCUACGUUGAAUUUGAAGUUUUUCAAUACCACUGCCUCCCCAAAUCUACGUGUGUGUGGAAAAACGAAAAAUGUCUGGCACGCUCUCACAAACACACACUCUCUCGCACACAACUUUUUACUUUUAUUUCGCGAAAACAGUGCAUAUUAGGAGCUGAUUUUUAUGUGUUUUCGUCGGAACCACAAUAAGUGUUAUACAUAGUUCGAAAGAGAAUUUCUUCAGCUACAAACACAUAUGAAAUGUUAUAAAUGAAAACGAGGUAAAAAAAUAAAAAUUUCAUACAAACAUGACAUGGUUUUUUUGAAUUGUGUGAAACACGCAUGUGUUUUUUGAUGACCUGGCUUAUUUUUUGAAUAUCGAAUAUAUGUAUAAUCGAGUCGUAGUUUUGUUCAGAAUCUCAAGAGCUUUCAGAUGGUAUAAAUCAAUAUUUAUGAAAUUGUGAAAUCAUGGAGGAGUAGGGAUUUUUCGUUUGUCAAUUUUUAAAACGAUAUUUUCAUUUUCAUUUGAAAGGAACUCGAAUGAAGUUUACAUACGUUUUAUAGAGAAUUUCUCGGGCUUCAAAAUCAUAUAUAUAUUUCUAUACACAAAAAUGAAAAUUGAAAGCACCGCUUUCGGUUGAAAACUUGUUGGGUUUGCACCAAACAAACAAAUCGCGUUUAGUAGCGUUGCGAAAAACAGCGGUGAGUUUUCAACCGAAAGCGGUGCUUUCAAUUUUCAUUUUUGUGUAUAGAAAUAUAUAUGAUUUUGAAGCCCGAGAAAUUCUCUACAAAACGUAUGUAAACUUCAUUCGAGUUCCUUUCAAAUGAAAAUGAAAAUUUCGUUUUAAAAAUUGACAAACGAAAAAUCCCUACUCCUCCAUGAUUUCACAAUUUCAUAAAUAUUGAUUUAUACCAUCUGAAAGCCCUUGAUAUUCUGAACAAAACUACGACUCGAUUAUACAUAUAUUCGAUAUUCAAAAAAUAAGCCAGGUCAUCAAAAAACACAUGCGUGAUUCACACAAUUCAAAAAAACCAUGUCAUGUUUGCAUGAAAUUUUUAUUUUUUUACCUCGUUUUCAUUUAUAACAUUUCAUAUGUGUUUGUAGCUGAAGAAAUUCUCUUUCGAACUAUGUAUAACACUUAUUGUGGUUCCGACGAAAAACACAUAAAAAUCAGCUCCUAAUAUGCACUGUUUUCGCGAAAUAAAAGUAAAAAGUUGUGUGCGAGAGAGUGUGUGUUUGUGAGAGCGUGCCAGACAUUUUUCGUUUUUCCACACACACGUAGAUUUGGGGAGGCAGUGAAUACUUUCUCUUCAAAAAAAAAAACAAAAAAAAAUUACUGUUUCAAAAAAUUGUCAAAUAUUUUUGCAAUUUUCCAAACAUUCAAUCAUUACCACACACCUAAAAUCAAUAUAUUUUAUAAAAUAAUCAUACAAUAAUUUUUUACAGUGGAAUUUGCCAAACGAAUAAUCUACGAAUUCGCAAUAAUGAAUUCAACAUCAACAUGUUCGAGAAUAUCUGCCAGUUUUGCUCGUCUUUUCUGUCAUUCCAUUUAUUUCGCUGAAAAAUCACUCGAAACUUCCGAAGAUUUAGAAAAAAUCGCAGUUUUACCCCAAAAAUUGCUUUCGAUCAUAUUUUUGCGACACGAACAACAAGCCGGACGAAUUUUGGCAUAUUUAUUAAAUUCAAAAAUCGCAGAAAAAUUCGCGGAUUUCCUGAAGAAUCAUUUAUCGAUCGAUUAUCGAUUGAUUUUGUGGAAAGAUGAACAAGUUGCUGAUAUUGUUAAUUGGUUGAUUAUCACACGAUUUUCUUCCGAAAUUCCGCCGAUUUUGAUGGUUUCACCUGGUGAAAUGCGCGAAUUUUUGAUGAAAAAUGAGCGAAAUUUUGAGGGACUUAUGGUAAAAUUGGCAAAAACUGGAGAUCGAGAAGUGUUGAAAAUGGUAUUUGAGAAAAUGGAGGAUUUGAUGCGAGAGAUACAGAAUGGAAUUGUUGGAGACGAGACGAAGAAAAGUGAGCUUUUGUUGAAUUUUGAACAAAAAAACACGGUUUUUCAUGAAAAAAUGUUUCGAGAAAUAUUAGAUUUUUCAACCCUUAAUUCUGAAUGCCAUGUAGAUUUUGAAUUUUUAAUCCAAAAAUUGUAAGAUGACAUAUUUUAACGAAUUGCUGUCAGUUUCCACGUGGAUUUCGAAUUUAGAGACAAAAAAUUACUGAAUUUUGAGCAAAAAUGAGCUAGAAAACUAGAUUUUAUUUGAAAACUUUGAAUUUUUGAGAAAACUAGAUUUUCCUUCAAGGAAGGUCGAUUUUUUCGUGGUUUUUGCUCUUCAAAAUUGAAAUCGACUCCAAAAUUAUUAAUUUCUCUUAAAAUCUCGUUUUUUCCAGCCACUGUCCUUUUCGGCUCCACUAUCGACUCAAAAAUCACAGAAAAUCAAGCGAAUACAAUUGCCCGAAAAUUCGCGUGGAUCACCAAAGCUCUCUCGAUUUUCCUCACAAAUUCCCAACAAUCGAAAGCGGUUUUGAACGCAUUGGUGAAAAUUUCACCACAGGUUAGCAAUUAACAUUUAAAUAAAUGAUAAUCUUAAAUUUCUCAAUUUCAGAUCGUCGAAUUCAAAGCAGCUCUUCAAAUUCUUGGAAUUUCGGCCGAUAAAAUCGAGGAAAAACUAGAAAAUCGCAAAACUUUCGAUGUUCUUUCGGAAAUCAUUUCGAAUAUCUCUAGUUUGAUCAGCCAAUUUACACGAUAUCCUCUCGAAAAAGGCGCCAAAAUUUGA